Molecule: messenger RNA, 2215 nt
Organism: Atta colombica
Lineage: Eukaryota; Metazoa; Arthropoda; Insecta; Hymenoptera; Formicidae
Gene: Ptp36E
Product: receptor-type tyrosine-protein phosphatase kappa
Exons: 14
Coding region: 62-2200 (712 amino acids)
Biological process (GO): protein dephosphorylation
Molecular function (GO): protein tyrosine phosphatase activity
Source: RefSeq, a predicted model, not a curated record
GACUGCACGGAGUCGCGGAAGACUUGCGAUAAAUCGUCAAACUCGGAAGCAGCCGCGUCAUAUGAGCAUGUCGUCCUUACGAACGCAGUCGACCGGCGGCGGCGGUGUUCUCGGUUUGAGCAGCGUCGGUUCCGAUCGUACAGGCGCGGCUUCGACCGCCGCCGGUUCCCACUCGCAUUCCCACUCGCACAGGAAGCAUCAUCAUCACCACAGGAGCAGAAGCGCGCCCCGAGCACCAGAGAAACCGCCCAGAAAGCGUCACCUAAAUCCCGGACAGAGUCUUGCCUCUAUUCCCAGUCAGAUUAAGCUGUCUAUGCUGAACAGCGGCCUCAUCUCCUUCGCUACGGAAGAAUUGGGAAGCAGUAAAUUGAGCACCACAUUGCCGACUGCUCCGACCGAGCUUUCGCAAUUUCCGAAGCUGUGCGAGCUGCGCCGAAAAUUCCCGGUUCUAUACCGAGUGGAGUUUCAGACAGCAACGAAGGUGGAAACGCAUUCGUGCCGACACGCCAUAAAAACCGCAAACAAGGAAAAAAAUCAAAAUCAAAAGUGUAUUCCAUACGACUAUAAUAGGGUAGUGUUGGAGACGAUAGAAGGCGAGCCUGAUUCCGAUUACGUUAAUGCAUCCUACGUAGAUAGUAUAUUGAAACCAAACGCUUAUAUCGUCACUCAGGGACCUAUGGAGAACACGGUGACCGAAUUCUGGCGGAUGGUCUGGCAAGAGCAAGCUUCCUGCAUUGUUAUGCUCACGAAAACCUUUGACUUUAUCAGGGUGAUGUGUGUACAAUACUGGCCGGCGAAUAAAGAAAAAGACGAGGAAUAUGGAGGUAUCGGCGUUUCCGUAUUAAAAGAAGAGGAACUCGCUAAUUUUCAUAUAAGGACGAUAAAGCUGUACAAAAAGAAUGAAAACAACGAGAUUACGGAAGAAAGGACGUUGUUGCAAUUUCAUUACACAGAAUGGCACUCACAUACGUGUCCCUUUGGAAAUGCGGUGCUGGAAUUUAGACGACGUGUUCGAGCUGUGGUGGGAUCAACUAUAAAGAAUGAAUCCGGCCCUAUGGUCGUCCACUGCAACGAUGGUGGAGGACGAUCGGGAGUAUAUCUAGCGAUCGAUGCGAACAUGGAGCUAGCCGAAGAGGAAGAUGCGUUUGACGUAUUUGGCUACUUGAAGAAGUUAAGGCAGAGCAGGAGAGGACUCAUAGAAAAUUUGGAACAGUACAAAUUCGUAUACGACACGCUCGAGGAAUUCGUCGUAUGCGGUACAUCGUGGUUUCCCGUAGCUGAAUUAUCGCAACGUCUAAAGCAGAAGAGUAUAAAAAAUCCGAUAACUAAGAUGAACGAAUAUCAACGAGAGUAUCAACAAAUUUGCAAGCAGACGCCGCGUUUCACGAUUGGCGAUUGCGCCGGUGGACAUAGGGCCGAUAACAGGGAAAAGAAUAGAGAUGUCCUGGUAGUUCCACCGGACAACUUUCGACCGUAUCUCACCAGCUUUCAGGGUAACAGUUUCACAGACUACAUCAAUGCUGUCUUUGUGGAUGGUUACACGAAACCGAGAGAAUAUAUCGUAACAGAAUGGCCCCUUCGACACACGUGCGGUGAAUUCUGGUCUUUAGUUUACGACUAUGAAUGCGCUGCGGUAGUAGUUCUCUGCGUGCCACCUCAGGGAUCCACGAAUUUUCCCAGUUUUUGGCCUGAAGGAAGACACUCCAAGAAAUAUGGACCCGUGUUUACGAUUGACCACAUCAGUCACAAUCAUUACACCAAUAUAAAAACCUGGGUUUUUAGGAUAAAUAAGAAAAUCGUCUCAUUGACGGAAUUGAUGGCGGGGGUGAAAGCACCACCGAAGACCGUGCAACUGUUUCAAUUAACUUGUUGGCCAAUGGGUCACAAAGUGCCCACGUCCACAAAUAGCUUAGUAGAACUCAUGAAUAUGGUUGAGAGAUGGAGACAACGAACAGACUACGGACCAGUAGCUGUGGUUUCGCCCGAUGGAAGAAGUCGUUGUGGGGUCUACUGUGCGGCCAACGCGUGUAUAGAACAGGUCAUUCAACAUGGAGAAGUUGACAUUUUCCAAGCCGUAAAAACUGUACGCAGACACAGACCCCAGCUUGUGGAAAACAUGACGGAGUACAAGUACUGUUAUGACUUAGUUCUACACUAUGUAUUGCACUAUUUAAAUAAAGACAUGAACGAAAAGAAGUGAGAAUGCGAGUUGAGG